AAUCGUUCCGUUUUGUUUACUGUGUUGAAACAAGACUAUUGACCCGUCUGCUUCGGUGAAAUGCUGCAUCACUGUUGAAACACCAGUGUUUAGUUCUCUUAUUUUGAAUGAAAUGGUCGGAAGCUGUAAGCUCAUUCCCGGAAGUUUUUCUUUUUUUCUUUUUCCUGUUUUCUGGCUGCAGAAAGAGAAAAAGUCGUGCAGUCGUGCUUAGCUUAGGUUGAUCGUAUGUUCGAAUAAAACCUGUGGCGCGGCCGAACUGACCUCACAUGGACCCGAACCGAAUUAUCCAGGCUCUGAAGGGCACAAUCGACCCGAAUCUGAGGUUAGCGGCGGAGAAUGAGCUUAAUCAGUCCUAUAAGAUCAUCAACUUUGCUCCCACCCUGCUUCAGAUCAUUGUGUCAGAGCAGGUGGAGUUUCCUGUCCGCCAAGCAGGUUCUGUUGACUCUGGCCGUGCACGGAUUCAGCGCGUCUUCCUCUGCCUGACAGCGGUCGGUAUGAGAAAUCCCGGGUUUCGGCACCAAAAACGUAUAGCUGCCAUCUACUUGAAGAAUAUGGUGAGUCAGUACUGGCAGGACAGGGAGCCAUCUGUGGGAGAGGUGGUUUUUCCUUUCAACAUUCAUGAGAAUGAUCGACAGCAGAUCCGAGACCACAUAGUGGAGGGUAUCAUCCGUUGUCCAGAGUCUAUACGAGCCCAGCUGACCAUGUGUCUGAGAGCCAUCAUUAAGCACGACUUUCCAGGACGCUGGACCGCCAUCGUAGACAAGCUCAGCAUGUACCUGCAGUCUCAGAACAGCGGCACCUGGUACGGGAGCCUGCUGGCUCUCUACCAGCUUGUCAAAACAUACGAGUACAGGAAGGCAGAUGAGAGGGAGCCGCUACUGGCAGUCAUGCAGAUUUUUCUGCCUAGGAUUCAACAACUCAUCGGCCAACUGCUUUCUGAUGCGACCAUUUUUUCUGUCCUCAUCCAGAAGCAGGUCCUCAAGAUCUUCCAUGCUCUUGUCCAGUACUCGCUGCCCCUUCAGCUGAUCAACCACACUGUGAUGACGCAGUGGAUGGAAAUUCUGCGAUCCAUUGUGGACAGAGACGUACCUGCAGAGACUUUGGAAGUUGAUGAGGAUGACCGUCCAGAGCUGGCUUGGUGGAAGUGUAAGAAGUGGACGUUGCGCAUCAUCACUAGACUGUUUGAGCGGUAUGGAAGCCCCGGCAAUGUGACCAAGGAGUACCAGGAGUUUGCAGACUUUUUUCUGAAGACCUAUGCAGUAGGCAUACAACAGGUCCUGCUGAAAGUGGUCGACCAGCACCGACAGGGUCAGUAUGUUACUGCUCGGGUUUUGCAACAGUGCUUCACCUACCUCAACCAGGGCAUUUCGCAUUCACUGACAUGGAAACAGAUGAAACCACAUAUGCAGACUAUCUGCCAAGAAGUCAUCUUCCCUCUAAUGUGCUACAGAGAUGAGGAUGAGAGGCUGUGGCAGGAAGACCCCUAUGAGUACAUUCGAAUGAAGUUCAACAUCUAUGACGACCAUUCUCUUCCAGCAACCGCUGCACAGAGUCUCCUGUGUAAAGCUGCUCGCAAGAGAAAAGAGAUUCUCCCUCAGAUGAUGGCGUUCUGCCACAAAAUCCUGGCAGACCCCUCUACUGACCCCCGGAGUAAGGAUGGAGCACUGCACGGCAUUGGAGCUCUUGCUGAGCUCUUACUAAAGAAGAGAAUAUACAGAGAGCAGAUGGAGUCAAUGCUACAAAACUAUGUGUUUCCACUGCUCAAUUCUCCAAUGGGUUACCUUCGAGCCAGGUCAUGUUGGGUGCUGCAUUGCUUCAGCCCACUGUGUUUCCAUAAUGAGCUGGUACUUAGGAACGCAGUGGAGCUGGUCAGACAAGACUUGAUAGACGACAAAGAGAUGCCUGUUAAGGUGGAAGCAGCCAUUGCUUUGCAGACACUUGUGAGCAACCAGGAGCAAGCCAAAAUGUACAUCAGGCCAUGCAUUCGCCAGGUGAUGCAGGAGCUUCUACAUGUGGUCAGAGAGACGGAGAAUGAUGACCUUACCAACGUCAUUCAGAAGAUGAUUUGUGAAUACAACCAGGAGAUGGCUGCUAUAGCAGUGGACAUGACACAAAACUUGGCGGAGAUCUUUACGAGAGUUCUGCAGAGUGAAGAGUAUGAGGAGAAUGAGGAAAAGACUGUGAUGGCUCUGGGCAUCCUUAGCACAAUAGACACAAUCCUUACUGUCAUGGAGGACCACAAAGAGAUCACUCAGCAGCUGGAAGGGAUCUGUUUGCAGGUGAUUGGCCUGGUGCUGCAGAAGCCCAUCAUAGGUAUGGCAGAGUUCUAUGAGGAAAUCCUGUCUCUGGCCUUUGGCCUCACCUGUCAGACCAUCUCCCCUCAGAUGUGGCAACUGCUUGGUGUCCUGUACGAGGUGUUCCAGCACGAUUGCUUCGACUACUUCACAGAUAUGAUGCCUCUUUUGCAUAACUAUGUUACUGUGGACACAGAUAUGCUUCUGUCCAACCCAAAGCACUUAGAGGUCAUUUACAGUAUGUGCAAGAAGGUACUAACUCUGGAUGCUGGUGAUGAUGCAGAGUGUCAUGCUGCUAAACUUUUAGAGGUGAUCAUUCUGCAGUGCAGAGGCAGAGGCAUUGAACAGUGUAUCCCUCUGUUUGUGGAGGCAGUGCUGGAACGUUUGAUGCGGGGGGUGAAGUCCAGCGAGCUGAGGACCAUGUGUCUGCAGGUGGUCAUUGCUGCCCUGUACUACAACCCAGCUCUGCUCAUUCAGACUCUGGACAACAUGCACUUUCCUCACAGCCCACAGCCCAUUACAGCCCACUUCAUCAACCAGUGGAUAAAUGACACUGAAUUCUUCCUGGGAUUCCAUGACCGUAAGAUGUGCGUCAUCGGUUUGACCAUGUUGAUGGAGCUCCCCAGCCGACCGGCAGCGCUGGAAAGAGUAGCUGGUCAGAUCAUCCCUUCCAUCCUGCUCCUUUUCCUGGGUCUCAAACACAUGUAUGCAUCACGUCUCAUCAACAAACCAGACCUGCUUGCCCAUGCAGGAGCUCAUGAUGAAGAUCAAAAUGAAGAGAUCCCCAGUGAUGAAGAUGAGGUGAAUGAAAACCAAAAUACCAUACAUCAGUCCAGCAUGGCAGCAGGCCACGGAGGUGACGACGACGAUAAUGAUGAUGAUGAUGACUACUGGGAUGAAGAUGCUUUUGAGGGAACACCCCUUGAGGAGUACAGCACGCCUCUGGACUAUGACAAUGGAGAGGAUGAGUACCAGGUCUUUACCGCCGCUCUGCUAAGAAUUCAGAACAGCAAUGCUGCCUGGUACCAGUGUUUGAUGGCUCCACUCAGUGACGAUCAGAAAAAACAACUCCAGGAGAUCUACAGCAUCUCACAGCAGAGAAGGAGCACUGCUGCCAAGGGCCACUGAACGCCGAGGAGAUAUAUGUCCUGCUGUAUCAAAGGACUGGGUCAAAAUAAAAAUGAAAAAAACAACAACAAAAAACAGAAGAAUAAAGAGAAGCUGACCUGACUUGAACUUUGAUUUCUGUUCAGUCUGCUGUUUAAGAACAGAUCAACCCAUAUCAGGUGAGGGGGAUUCAAACAAAACCAGAUUGGGUGAGGCUGGACUUGGGAGAGUUAAGGACAUGAUGCACUGCUGUAAUCUUCCUAGCACCACAGGAUUGCUGUUCUAACUGUAUAUGUGUGUGAGGACAUUUAUAAAUCUAACUGUUUGUGACCAGCAGAAUCCCUGCAGAUAUUUUGUAUGUGUAGUCCCUUCGGUCCGUGGUGAAAGAUCAGCCCUUCUGUCUGAGAAACUCUACAACAUGAAGACAUCUCACAAUGUGUCUUUACACUGUGAGCUUGUCUUUGUCUCUGUUCCUGAACAAGCAUCAUCUCAUGAAGCAAAAAAAUUCUCCAGCAGGACACCGUGUGUACUGUAUCCAGGACAAAUGUUCACACACCUUUAGCUGGGAUCUUCAUUUUUAAAUGUUUGGAGACAGAAAUAUUUCAGGAGGCAUCUUUCUCUUUGUUUUGUUUUUGAAAUAUUCUUCAGAGCUAAUUUGGCUAAUCUGAGAAAAUCCUAAACAUUCUCGUAACACUCUGCUGACUUGGUUUGGUUGUGUUUGUACUCCUGUCACUAUAUUUUGUUAAAUAUUAAAAUUAAUUCAUCAGUCCUAAAUGUACAAAAUGUGUGGCUCAAAUAGGAAGCAAGAUCAACUGUUCAAACAUUUCUUUGCAGUCCUGGGAAAUAUGGAAUAAAAUAAAUUCAUCUUUCGUA
Poecilia reticulata (guppy) is the source of this 4274-nucleotide messenger RNA. RefSeq names its product importin 8 (gene ipo8). The record is from RefSeq and is a predicted model, not a curated record. Gene Ontology annotation, cellular component: nuclear envelope; cytosol. NCBI's taxonomy places the organism in Eukaryota, Metazoa, Chordata, Actinopteri, Cyprinodontiformes, Poeciliidae. Gene Ontology annotation, molecular function: small GTPase binding. Gene Ontology annotation, biological process: protein import into nucleus.